Messenger RNA from Soboliphyme baturini, 664 nucleotides. Lineage: Eukaryota; Metazoa; Nematoda; Enoplea; Dioctophymatida; Soboliphymatidae. The record is from the annotation of a GenBank genome assembly.
ACUGGAGCUACUACAGGCUAAAACGCUGACUUUGUUAUAGGUCCAUGCGUCCAAUUUAGAGGGAGAAUAUGAGUUCAUCCUUGAGGAAGUUGACCGUCCUCUGUACGAAGUGCCGAAUAGGGAGUUCCUCAUAAUCAUGGGCAAUUUCAAUACGCAUAUCGGAGAGGCAGUAGAGCUGAUGCAGAAGUUCAAGAACUUCGGAAUCAUGUUUACUGGUGAUCUAAAAUUUGAGGAAGAAAUGGGCCGGCGGGUUGGAGUAGCCAGUGGCGUUCUGCGUGAAUUCGCCCGAACCACUGUGACUAAAUUAGAGCAAUGUCUCAAUACUAAGCCCUCAGUGCUAAAGUCGAUCUUUAUCCUCAUACUCACCUACGAUUGGAAAGUCACAGCCGCGUUGCGGAUGCCUCCAAGAGAGGAAGGCGAAGCAACUAUUACUUGCCGAGCUGACCGACAAAAGGCCCCGGGGUCGGCCAAGAUUAACCUGUUUCCGACUCUGGCUGUCUUCUGUCGAAGCUCAGACUCUGACACAGGAUCGGGAACGUUGGAAGCUCUCUCUGACGUGUCUGCCUCCGUGACCCGAAGAGAGAAGCGGUUACGGAAGGUGAAAGUGAAGAGCAGAGAAGUAGCGGGGCUUAACGCUUAUUUCUGGUACAUCUACUCGCAUUAA